Tribolium castaneum (red flour beetle) is the source of this 1345-nucleotide messenger RNA. It is a transcript of the gene PGAP5, whose product is annotated as Post-GPI attachment to proteins 5. Bases 102 to 1220 code for a protein of 372 amino acids. The transcript has 5 exons. Gene Ontology annotation, biological process: GPI anchor biosynthetic process. Lineage: Eukaryota; Metazoa; Arthropoda; Insecta; Coleoptera; Tenebrionidae. Gene Ontology annotation, molecular function: hydrolase activity. The record is from RefSeq and is a predicted model, not a curated record.
ACACUAAUCACAAAAAUUUAAGUUUUGUGCAUUUGCUUGUCCACUUAAAAGUUUAAAUUUCGCGGCAAUUUUGGCAUUUAAGCAUUUGACAGUUCUUCAGCAUGAGAAGGCGCUCAAAUGUUAGUUUCAACAUAAAAACGUUUGUGGGCAUUACCUUUUUAUUCCUUUACUGCGAGUACAUCAUUUAUUACGUCGUCAUAAGUUCUUGCAAGUGGCCGGAGCUGAACCCCGCUAACGAGGACCCAACAAUUGCCAAAAACAAUUAUGAGCCGGUCAAAGUCAUGGUACUUGCAGAUACGCACUUAUUGGGCUCCCGAAAUGGGCAUUGGUUUGAUAAAUUGCGUCGCGAAUGGCAAAUGCAUAGGGCGUUUCAGACUGCGAUGAGUCUGUUUAAGCCCGAUUUGGUGUUUGUUUUGGGGGAUUUGACCGAUGAGGGUCUCUACUGCAGCGAUGCGGAGUUUGAGUAUUAUGUGAAGAGGUUCUAUAAUUUGUUUGCUGUGCCAGAGACAACCAAGUUGUAUGUGGCUGUGGGGAAUCACGAUAUUGGUUUUCACUACAGGGUUAGUCCUUAUUUAAAUCAGAGGUUUGUGGCUGCGUUCAAUGCCCCAGCUGUUCAGUUGAUAAGUGUUAAAGGCAAUCAUUUUGUGCUAGUCAAUAGUAUGGCUUUGGAGGGCGAUGGCUGCUUUUUGUGCCAACCAGCGGAACACCAGUUAUCUAGGAUUGAAAAAAAAUUAAAGUGUACAAAAGGUGACUAUAGUGGGAAAUGUGACUCAAAACUUGACAUUUACAGUAAACCAAUUCUUAUGCAGCAUUACCCACUUUACAGAAAAUCCGAUAUGGAAUGUGACGAUUUUGACGCAGCGCCUGAUCCGAUCAAACGCGAACGUUUUCGCGAAACAUGGGAAUGUCUCAGUAAAGAAGCUACAACACAACUUUUAAACCAAAUUAAACCCAGAUUAGCCUUGUCAGGUCAUACCCAUCAUGGUUGCACGCGACCACUGCCAAAUGGUGAUGGGAUUGAAAUUACUUUACCAAGUUUUAGUUGGAGGAAUAAAGAGAACCCUAAUUUUGGACUUGGUGUUUUUACUCCAAACAAUUACGCUUUUACCAAAUGUGAGAUGCCAAAAGAAUUUACUGUUAUCAUUCUGUAUAUUAUUGGGGUGAUUAUUUUGCUACUUUGGUUGCUUUGUACGAGGUAUAAGAAGUACAAGUUGCGCUGACGUUUCUGACCCCUGUGGGGUUAACUAAGGAUCUGUUUUAAAUCAUGUGGAUAGUAAAGUUUUUGUUCCAGUUUUGUGUUUUUUAUUACAUUUUAUUAUUUUGGAAUAAAAUUAUUUUAAUAUUA